AAUAAACUGGACGCGAGAGACUCCCGCAAGCCUGGGGUCUCUGCACUGACAACCAUGGCCACACCCACUCGUCCUGCUCCCUCGCCGGCCGCUCUCUUUACAUCCCCGGUCGCUCUCCUUAUAUACCCGGCCACUUUGCUAUUGGGAACCUUAUUCUCAGUGAUAUCACCAGUGGCCCGCGCUACAAGAGAUCCUUCCUCACGUCUGCCGCAAUCGUCCGCACCUCUAGCACCUUCCCUCGCCGCUGACCUUCACCUCUCCGAGAAUCCGGUCAACUACUUCGCCCGCAAGAACAAUAUUUUCAAUAUCUACUUCGUGAAGAUUGGAUGGCUAUGGACGACCGUUGCCUUUGCCUCGCUACUUCUCUUCCAACCCGCGUACCGUGCCUCGUCCUCGCUCUCCCAGGCGCAACAACAGACUCGAGUCCGACGAGCUCUCCAGGCCUUCCUACGUUAUUCAAUUGCGACAACGAUAUGGUACUUGAUGACACUAUGGUUCUUCGGUCCAUCUAUUUUUGAUCGCGUCUUUGUUGUUACGGGCGGGAAGUGCGAGGAGGUGAUGGAACGUGCAGGAAAGAUGGACUUGGGUGGGAGCCGCUCGGCUCAGGUAAAGACCCUUUUCUCUGCUGCAGCCUGCAAAGCCGCUGGCGGGGCCUGGAACGGUGGCUACGACAUCAGUGGCCAUGUAUUUAUGCUGGUGCUGGCUACGGCAUUCCUGGCCCAUGAGGCCGUCGGUGCUGGAGCAUUCUCUUCGUCUUCAGCAUCGACACGGGCCGAUGGGGAAAGUGUGCGUGAACGCAAGGCCAGUGACCCAGUUGUGUCUGGGACCAUUGAUCACGAUGUCGACACCGGGCUGGCGAGGAAAUGGUCACUUCGCUUAGUCUGGGCUGUUGUUGGACUAGGCUGGUGGAUGCUUUUCAUGACUGCCAUCUGGUUUCAUACUUGGCUAGAAAAGUGGUCCGGGUUAACCAUCGCCCUGAGCUCUUUGUACGUCCUCUACAUACUCCCAAGAACAUUCACGCCGUGGAGGGAUAUUGUGGGAAUUCCGGGGCUAUAG
Molecule: messenger RNA, 1056 nt
Organism: Penicillium daleae
Lineage: Eukaryota; Fungi; Ascomycota; Eurotiomycetes; Eurotiales; Aspergillaceae
Product: putative inositol phospholipid biosynthesis protein Scs3
Exons: 2
Biological process (GO): phospholipid biosynthetic process; lipid droplet organization; lipid storage
Cellular component (GO): endoplasmic reticulum membrane
Source: RefSeq, a predicted model, not a curated record